This is a messenger RNA of Octopus bimaculoides (California two-spot octopus), 501 nucleotides long. Its product is annotated as NADH dehydrogenase [ubiquinone] 1 beta subcomplex subunit 3. Gene Ontology annotation, cellular component: mitochondrion; respiratory chain complex I. Gene Ontology annotation, biological process: mitochondrial respiratory chain complex I assembly; electron transport chain. The record is from RefSeq and is a predicted model, not a curated record. Lineage: Eukaryota; Metazoa; Mollusca; Cephalopoda; Octopoda; Octopodidae.
UUUUACGAAACUAAGGCAGAAACCAUCUCUGCUGUGAAAGUCACGAAACGGCGGAGGUCAUAGAAUACAUGUCUAUCAAUAAUGGGAGUUGAGAAAUUUGAAGUUCCUGACUGGAGUCAGUAUAAAGUGGAAGAUGCGCCACGAUUACAAAUUUUAGAGAAGAGACUGGCCUCCCACGGGCUAAAAGAUCCAUGGAUUAGAAAUGAAGUCUGGCGUUACCAUAAAAAGAACUGGAAUCCUGUUAUGGUGAACUUAAGGAGUUCUGCUUUAUGUGGUUUUAAGUAUGCUUUUGCAGCAAUGGUUGUAACAGUCUUGGCUGAAAAAUUGCUAUCAAAAUAUAGUCCCAAGAAAGAUGAAGCUCACCAUUAACACUAACCAUUUAAUAAGAUCUACAUUUAUUGAAACAGCCAACUGUUUAGCAAAGAAGUAUCCAGUCGUGUGUAGAAACUGAAAUGUACUGAUUUGUUUCUUGAAAAUAAAACAUUUCUCUUCAGAUAUUAA